AUGACCGUCAAUCCCAUCGACUAUAUUGCCAUACAGAACACCAUCGCCAAGUACUGUUUUGCUUUGGACGAGAAGAACUUUGAUGGGUUGAAAGAUGUCUUCACGGAGGACGUCGAUACGAUCUAUCCGUUUCGUGGGACGAUCAAAGGAGUUGCUACAGUCGCUGAUGCCAUCAAGAAACGACUCACACCAGUGACUACACAGCAUGCUUUGACCACACAGCACAUCGCUAUUGCAGAGAACGGCAGGUCGGCGAACGUAACCACGUACUUCACUGGCAUCCAUUUCGGACAAGGCAAAUGGAGUGGCUCACAAAGGACCGCCUACGGGAAAUACAUUGAUCAGCUACGAUGUGUUGAAGGCAUCGCAGCAGAUGUGCCAGGUGCUAGUGGCAAAUGGCUCAUUGAGCGGCGUGAAGUCUUGUUCAUGGGCGAGCUUGGUGAACACGGUGUGAUGGAGGGCGAAUAG
Molecule: messenger RNA, 468 nt
Organism: Saxophila tyrrhenica
Lineage: Eukaryota; Fungi; Ascomycota; Dothideomycetes; Mycosphaerellales; Extremaceae
Exons: 2
Coding region: 1-468 (155 amino acids)
Source: RefSeq, a predicted model, not a curated record